This is a messenger RNA of Gymnodraco acuticeps, 3404 nucleotides long. It is a transcript of the gene cbx4, whose product is annotated as chromobox homolog 4 (Pc class homolog, Drosophila). Lineage: Eukaryota; Metazoa; Chordata; Actinopteri; Perciformes; Bathydraconidae. Bases 29 to 1888 code for a protein of 619 amino acids. Gene Ontology annotation, biological process: negative regulation of DNA-templated transcription. The record is from RefSeq and is a predicted model, not a curated record. The transcript has 5 exons.
UGCUCGCAGCCGCACUGUGAAUAUCUGUAUGCUCAUAUCCAAGACUGUGGAGUGUGCAAAGGAGGGAGAGAGAGAGAGAGCGAGUGAGGAGGAGGAGGAGGAGAGGUGGAGGGAAUACAGUCUGAUUUGGAUACAACUGGAAAACUACCAAGCGCGCACAGCACGCACCGAGCGGAAGGCACAUCGACGGUGCCUAGCCAACAUUUCACCUACUCCCCCCGGCUCCUGCGAUCGGAUUCAGCCGAGAAUGGAGCUCCCUGCCGCCGGAGAGCAUGUCUUUGCGGUGGAGGGCAUCGAGAAGAAGCGCAUCCGCAAGGGCAAGAUCGAAUACCUGGUCAAGUGGCGAGGCUGGUCUCCAAAAUACAACACAUGGGAACCAGAGGAAAACAUUCUGGACCCUCGUCUCCUCGUCGCGUUUCAACACAGAGAGAGGCAGGAGCAGCUGAUGGGAUACCGCAAACGGGGGCCAAAACCAAAACAUCUUCUACUCCAGGUACCGUCAUUUGCCAGGAGAUCCUGUAUCCCUGCAGGUUUCACGGAUUCAUCUCAGGACGCCGAGGUUAGCCUCAAGUCCGAUCCCAUCCCGGUCCAGCGUCCCCAAGUUCAGCAAUACCAGCUCAACAGCAAGAAGCACCAUCAGUACCAGCCCAGCAGCCACGAGGUUCCCGCUGAUCAGCCAAUCAACGGCAAGAAGAAGUUCAUCUACCAGCUCAACAGCAAGAAGCACCACCACUAUGAGCCUGACCCCAACAUGUACGAGGCACAGGCUUCCAGGCUCAAAGAGGUGGUCAAAGUUCAGGAACCGGCCAGUAAACCGGCAAAUCCUGGCUGGAACUUACCGCUGGCCCUGCAGCAGAAAUGGAUUAGAGACAAGGACACAGGCUGCUUGAGCAAAGUCAAAGAGCUGGCAGUGGAGGUGAGGAAACCCGCUGUAAAAGACGCUGAGAGCGAACAUGCCCUUAAACCCAAUCCUAAAGAUGCAACGCUGCCUAGCUCUAUUAGCAGCAAAAUGAAGAUAAUCAAGAAUAAAAACAAAAAUGGACGUAUUGUUAUUGUCAUGAGCAAAUAUAUGGACGGCAAGGUUAACGGAGCAAAGGGUAAACACGGGGAAUCGUCGAGCGAAGUGAAACUCCAAAACGCCAAACCGUCAGAAAACAAUCCAGCACACACAACCAAAAUAGUGGAGCACCCUGAGAAUGGGAUCCCCAAAGAGCUCUGCAACGGCAGCUCCCUCCCAGCUGCAGAGCAUCCCAUUAAGUGUUCCCACAAGGACAGACAUUUCUCCAAACCUUCUCCGAGCACAGCAGAGGAAUACAACACUGAAGUGGCUCGCGGUCAGGCUGAUUUACCGGAGGAUCUGCCUCUCCAGUUGACUGCUAGCUCGCCACUGACUUCCUGGUCUGUUGACUCCAAUAUCCUGACCCCUACAUCCGUCGAGACCAUCAGGAUCCCUUCUUUUCCUAACGACCGCAAGCGAAAGCUAUCAGAUCCUGUGGAGGACAGGAGCGUCUCCAAAACGUACCUGUCUUCCAGAAGCUUCAGCGUGCCCAGCACUGUUGUCACACCACCUCAGGACAAACCUAUGGACCUCCACUGUAGCGGCCCCCGCCACAGCAGCACAUGUACGUUUGAGGUUGUGGACAGCCAAGAGGAGCCGAUGGAUCUCAGCUGCCCAAAGACUAAAACGCAGGUGGAGCCGGAAAUCCAUCCGGAGCCUGAACCUGCUGUCACAAACACACCUCCUGUGGUAGAAGAAACACAGAAAUCCACAGAGAAAUGUAAAGAAGCACCUGUUAAAAAAGUCUCCCCUUUUAUGGGAAAUAUCAUAAUCACGGACAUUACAACGAACAGUCUAACCGUCACCUUCAAGGAAUAUGUUUCUUUUUAAGAAACCUUAAAUGGGACUCACUCGAUUGGAUCAUGUGAAUAUGUACAUUUGUAAAAACAUCUAAAUUUUGUAUAUGUGAAAAUGUAUAAUUUAUAAUUCAAAUUAAAUAUGUUUCUUAUAAUGUUUUAUACUGUAACUCCUCUGUGACGUCGUAGUCAAGAAAGUGCCCUCGAGGAUUUGAGCGAAUGCAUUCAGGUGGAUGUGUUCCACUUUAAAAAAUAUACUGUUUAUUUGUCAUAUCAAGCUUAAUGGAAUACUUUUGCUGUCGUUUCAUACCUGUACCAAACUUAUAACCUGAGAUGUAUGAAGGUUUAAACAUAAUUUUGUAUGAAUAAUAUCACUUAUUUUGGUCCUGAUAGAAGGUAGAGGAUGUUGUUGAGUAUAUAGGGAUCAAAUUGAAAGCACUUAAUUACAUAUUCAUAUGUUGGUUUGUGUCAUUACAAGUGAAGAAACCGCUGCUCUCUUUAAGUCUUAUUUAACUUUUUUUAAGUACCCUCAAAUUUAAUUGGCAUACUUUUGACAUGUUUUGUUUGUGAAAACAUGAUUAGCCAUGACUUGACAUGCAAAUUUAAACGGUAAGUGUGUCUGAAUACAUUGUAAACACACACACCGCUGUGUAAACAACUUUUUAGAAAUGCUCCGGUAUAUUCUUGUUUUGUCAGGUUGUAUCCUGCCGUUUAGAUGCAACAAAGCUGUCAGUGAAUAUGCUGUUGCAACCCAAUCUAUUACUUUGUUGCACAUUUCACCUUUAUCAAACAUGAAUGGAAUCAAAUGUGACAUCUCAAACAUUAAGAAAACGGUGUCAUUUAUCAAACUUGAGACUUUUCCGUUAAACUGACUUGUCAAUUGUUACCUUGAAUAGAUUCUGUUUUCCUUCCUUUCUGUUGACCUCGCAGUGAUGGAGUUACUUUGGAAAUACAUGUGGUAAUCUCAUUAGGAGUCUUCUAAUCUCACACAGAGUAGCGAUAUUCAUCUAAUUUAGCUUUGGAAACUCAUAUUAUCUAUAAAAAAUACAUUACUACUAUUUAAAUUAGAAAGAGCUACCAACCAGGGUCAUUGAUGAGUAUGUUACAUGGAAUACAUGUGAGUUGUGAGGCUGCCUGCCAAUGAGUGCCGGCUGUUUUGAUUAUGCUGCUGAAAAUUCAAAUGUCAAAGCUGUUGGAUGUAACCUACAUUUGAGUCGAAAUUGCCUUCUUCGCACGUUUAAUGCAGAACAGUAAGAAUGCUAAAAUGCUAUAAUGUAAAAAAAUGAAGCCUAUUUAAUAACAUUUAAUUUGUUAACAACUACAAUGAUGCUCUCUGCAUCAGAAGUGAACAGUGAUUCCACUGAACCAUUCAGAAGAUAUUUUGCAUCUAUUUGCUACUUUUAUAUCUUUUACUUUAUUUUGAUCAUUCUUUCUGGCACUUGGUUUAAAAUCAGGAUGAUUGAUAUGAAGUAAGUUCUACCACAAGUUGGUUGAGUUAUUGCUGUUGGCACAACCUUUUGGAUGUUUCACAAUAAAGACAAAAUAAAUUA